This is a messenger RNA of Aquila chrysaetos chrysaetos, 885 nucleotides long. It is a transcript of the gene CFAP68, whose product is annotated as chromosome 8 C11orf1 homolog. The record is from RefSeq and is a predicted model, not a curated record. Gene Ontology annotation, cellular component: nucleus. Lineage: Eukaryota; Metazoa; Chordata; Aves; Accipitriformes; Accipitridae.
CCCGGGGCGGCCGGCGGCGGGGCGGCCCGCGCCUCCCCUGGGCCCGCCGCGGAAGGGGCUUCUCCCCUCGGGGGCGGCCCGGGCCUCUGCGGGCCUCGCCGGUGCUUUGUCGGCAGCCGCUCCCCCUCAGGGACCCUCUGCGCAGGGCCCAAAUGGCUGCCGGCGCCCCUGGCGAGGCCAGGAGCUGUCACUGGCGAGCCGCUGCAGUCCCAGGACUGCGAGUCAUGGCUUGGGAGAGAGUAGCCAUGCUUUGCUGUCGCCUGUUCCAUUUGUGUGCCCUCAGCUGCUGCACUGGGCCGGGACAGUGUUUCAGGAGUCACAUGGGUGAUGACAGCGGAAGGUUUAAAAUUGGCAAAGGCAAGCUGCAGCAGAGACCUGCUGCCUGCGGUUGAUGAGAUCAUGUCCAAGAUCUGUUUGUAUAACUCCCUCCAUGGUGCCUUAAUGCAUGCUGCCGGCCAUGAGGAACUGUGGAUGGACUGGGACAGCACUUACAAGUUUUCCCAGUACGGCUGGAGGUGCACGACCAAUGGAAAUGAUUACUCAGCGAAAACCCUUAUGGGGAACUGGAAUGAAGAGCAAUACAAUAUCCAGAGAAUUGUGCAGCCCAAGGCACCUCCUUCCCAGGACUUGAAUGAGAACCUCACUGGUUUCCGGGCCACCACCCUGAGUUGGAACCUCCUUCGUUCAACCCAACUGCUCAGUCCUGCUACACAAUAGACUACAGGCCUCCAUAUGCAGCAUUUUCUUUGCUUGUGUCCGACACUCAGAGAAGGAACAAGAAGGAUGCAAGAAAUGUAACAGAGAUGGAAAGAACCUGCACACUGUGCUUUCAGAAAAACAGGAGGCCUCUCUGCCAGCAGUGCUAAAGGAUAUCCUUCAAGCAAA